AUGCGGAAUCAAAAGAAAUAUUCAUCUUCUGAGGAUCCUAUAUUUGGUCAAUCGCCAGUCUUUGCAUUAGAUGACGCAGAAGUUGAUCCGGAAGUUAUUAGAUAUCUGCAAAAUGUGAGAAAAGAAGCAAUAGCGACCAAUGCAACACAAGCCCAGAAUUUUACCAGGAUACGAGGACAUGAUGCAUCAAUUUAUGAUGACACUGUUGCUGGUCCUCAAGAGGCAGCAUCUCAAAUUACAGAGCAACAUGGUCAGUGGGGGCAUGUUCCACUUCGAGAAGAUUUUGUUGACUUUGGAAACAAUAUGGAAAAAGGUUUACAGAGUUUCAACAAUGUUACAGAAAAAAUAUUUAAUGAGAGUUUUACUGUACAAGCGUAUGAAAAAGAUCAUCUGGAUCUUUUAUUGUAUUAUAUGAAGCUGCACCUAGAGAAGAUUCCCGAAAAGAAAGGUAUUGUUGCUCACAUUUUGAACCUUUUGAAGGAAUAUACCGUUAGUGAAGACCUCUUGAACGAGAAUGAUUGGACCAUUGAUGAAGAAUGGUUUGAACGUAACCUUGGCCGAUUGAGGUCCUUGAGAAUACGAACAAUUGAGGACAUCAAAAUCAGUAUAACUGGAGACUUUUCCGAUAAGGAGCCUAUGGGCCUGAAACAAUGGACGCAGUUCAUCAGAGAAAAUGAACCACUGCACUCAAUGUUUUGUACGAUGAUCAAUGCUAAAAAUAUAUGGGUAUUGGUGCAAUUCAUGUCACAGGAAUGGAUCAAGGAAAUAACCAAGGAAAAACCAUAUAAGCAGAGAGUAAGUCAAUGGUUAUUCUAUAUUUUAGCACAUUUACCUACUAAAGUAACAGCGACUCAAACAAGCUUGUUGAGAACACUAGGUAAGAAAUGUCAGAAGCAACUAUUCGUAAAAACGGCAGAAAGAGGAAAAGGUACUUUGCCAAUUUCUACUGAAAUGAAACAGCUCAAGAUAACGUUUGAUACCGUCGAUAUAGAUAUACUCGAAUUAGUUGUCGCUAUUAUGGCAAUGAGGUAUGGGCAAAGAGAUCUCAUUGAGUUCCUUUCAGAAACGAAAAAUUAG
Molecule: messenger RNA, 1077 nt
Organism: Kazachstania africana CBS 2517
Lineage: Eukaryota; Fungi; Ascomycota; Saccharomycetes; Saccharomycetales; Saccharomycetaceae
Gene: BRR1
Product: Brr1p
Exons: 1
Coding region: 1-1077 (358 amino acids)
Biological process (GO): spliceosomal snRNP assembly
Cellular component (GO): small nuclear ribonucleoprotein complex
Source: RefSeq, a predicted model, not a curated record